CUUCAUACCGCUUUAUAUAAGGGCUACCAUGUAUCAAACUCAUCGUCUCUCUCGGCGUGGACCAAUAUCGGUUAUUCGAAGACAUACAUAUCUUAGAUACAUCUCUUAACAUCAUCAGCCCCGUACCGAACCAGCAUGGAGAACGGGCAGCACGUCGACGAUAGCAUCUGGUUCUAUGCCCCAGACAAGGGAGCACCGAUAUUUUUCGCGGUCGCCUUUACUGCUAGUGGCAGCGUUCAUUUCUGGCAGGCCAUGAAUUAUAAGAGUUGGAGACUCACAGGCCUUUACUUCCUCUGUUCGCUCCUGUUUGUGGCUGGCUUCAUUGCUAGAAUACUCGGGGCAUUCGAUUAUACGAAGCUCAUCUACUACGUCGUCAGCUCCUGUCUCAUCUAUGCCGCUCCCCCCUUAUAUGAGCUUUGCAAUUACUACGUUCUCGGCCGCGUACUGUACUUUGUCCCAUAUCAUUCCCCGAUUCACCCGGGGCGUGUAUUGACGACUUUCGCCGCCAUUUCCACAGUUAUCGAGACGCUGAGUGGCAUAGGGGCAGCCUAUCAAUCCAUUCGAACUUUGCCAGUGGAUUUACAGCAAACGGGUCAGACACUGCUGAAGGUCGCUUUGAUAAUGCAACUCGUCGUCGUCUGCCUCUUUCUCGCGUUGGCCGUAACUUUCCACAUGAGAUGCCUGCGAAAUGGCAUCAAUCAUGUCAAGAUCAACCAAGCGCUCCUGACUCUCUACAUCAGCAGCGCGAUCAUCAUGAUCAGGUGCAUUUACCGAACAGUCGAGUUCUUCGACAUCAGCAGCGUGAGCUUUUCGUCGCCCGAGGUCGAUCUAUCGACGCUGAGCCCCAUCAUCCGCUAUGAGUGGUUCUUCUACGUGUUCGAGGCGCUGCUCAUGCUUUGCAAUAGCAUUCUGCUGAACAUUCGCCAUCCACGUCGGUGGCUCCCCAAGUCCACGAAAGUCUAUCUCGCUAGAGACGGUAUUACGGAGAUCAGCGGGCCGGGGUAUAAGCAAGAGAGAAACUUCCUCACCACGCUUUUCGACCCGUUCGACGUGUACGGUAUGAUCAAGGGCAAAGAUCAAAAGACGCGCUUUUGGGAUGAUAACGAUGCCAGGAAACCCUAAGUCAACGCAGUGUUGAGCUGGGGCAUCGAUGCAGGUUAGGAAGGCCUUUUAACAACGACAGGAGUUGGAAUUGGGAGAUACUUGAGUAGUUACUGCAGGUCGUCUACCUACAUUGAUGGAUAGGCUAGUAAGGUGCGUGGGGCACGACCGAAGCGCGACUCAUGUCCACUAUGACGAAGAGUAGGCAAGAUAAUCGCUGAAAGAGUCUUUCAAACCUGCGAAUUUUCCUUUUCGAAUUGUACUCGUCGUAUGGUCGUGUUCUUAACUGGAGGAUUUGCUUACUUCUAUUGCUUUACACAGGCGGAUAUUUGUUAUUUUGCGAUGUAAUGGGGCUCGGCGCAAGGGGACUUGUUACAAUAUUUCGAUCUAGGAUUAGCAUAUCUAACCUAUUGGCGUUGGCCGUUUUAUCAAAUAAAGGUAGAGAUAGGAAAGUUCAUUCUCAUAUAGAACUAGAUAGCUGCUUUACACACACACACAUACACACACACACGCGCAAAACCCAACCUUUCGUAUAACAUUGCAAGGC
Messenger RNA from Annulohypoxylon maeteangense, 1648 nucleotides. RefSeq names its product RTA1 like protein-domain-containing protein. Gene Ontology annotation, cellular component: membrane. The transcript is spliced from 3 exons. NCBI's taxonomy places the organism in Eukaryota, Fungi, Ascomycota, Sordariomycetes, Xylariales, Hypoxylaceae. The record is from RefSeq and is a predicted model, not a curated record. The coding region runs from base 136 to 1122 and encodes 328 amino acids.